AGGGUCACAGAUCAUCUUCCACUUCUCUCCUUUUACCAUCUCUGCCUACAAACAGAAAAACCUACAGAGGCGAAAUGGAAAAACAUCCAAAGAACAUCAUCUGACUCGGUCUGUAGACGUCGGUUUCUGGAUGAGCUUUGGGACUUCAACUCCUCAAGCUGGAUUUCCCUUCUUUGGGCUUAUUUCUUAGUCACAUUUUAUGAUUUUAAUCAGCAUUUUUUUUGGGCUGUUUUAGUGUUUUUUUAAAUUUUUUUAAAUACUACACGUGUUCGGGACGUCAAUGGCAGUUGGUGUGCUUGACUCACAAACAAAAAGCUCCUUAAACGGGAGCACAUUGUUUGACCGUGGCUCUUUGAAAGAGCAGGAACUUCCACCUCCCCUCCGGAGCUACCUUUGUUUGACCAUGUUGGCGUGCUUCUGUCCGGCAUACCCUGUCAACAUAGUGGCCCUGGUCUUCUCUGUCAUGUCUAGAAACAGUUACUAUCAAGGUGACUACGAUGGCUCCAGGAGGCUGGGCAGGAGCGCCUUAUACGUCGCCAUGGCAUCAAUCAUCAUCGGCCUUCUCGUCAUCGCCAUCACCUGCAUCGUUCAUUUCACCACAAUGGAUCAUUAGCACUGAGAGGAAGGGAGAAUAAAUAUGAGACAAAGCAACAGAAACCGCUGGAGGAUGGUAUCUGGACCGGCUCGUGUUACUUUCCCCCCGUUGACGGGAAAUGACUCAUUUUUACUGCUUUCUAUAACUCAUUCCCCCCCCCCCCAUCUUUCCUCUUUUCAUUUGAACAAUCAAUAUAAAUGUGAUAUAUUUCUACGCUAGAUACCCCACUUGAUUUCUACUCAAAUGUAGAUUUCUAGAAGCAACGGAAAUCUAAGAAUUUUAGUUUCUACCAGGCUAAGACAGUGGCGUAUCUUUUCCUACAUUAAGCACAAAUUCAGUCUGAAGACAGUGCUCUAACCUAUAGCUAGUUUCUUGAAGUCAUUCCUUGACUUUAAAAAGAUCAACAUUUAUCUGCUCUACCCAAACAGAAUGCUCUGUUGUGUUUCCUAUUUUGAAGAGAGCCAGAAAGUCAUGUAUUAUUUAUUAAUAGUCCUUUUUGACACUCUAAUUAUCCUAAAAGAAAAAUCCACUUCCAUUUGUGCCAAGGAUUAUUGUCCUGGAGACUUAGCAUAGUAAGUACAGUACACCAAUGAAUUGGAGGACUUUUUCUGAAAACUGCAGUAUGAAAUUAUACUCCUGCACUUAUGGUUGAAUUUAUUUUAAGGCUUUUUACACAUCUUUACCUGAGGUACCAAUGAUUAUGGAGGUCUCUGUAUUUGAGUGUGUUGAUAUUUCAAGGUAAAUAACUUUUCUUGAUAAAGUAUGACUUUCUCUAUAACAAAAAUAUGUAUUUUCAGCAAAAACCUUUGUUUACUUUCAACUUAUUCAAAUACACCAUGCCAUUAAAAAAGAAUUUGCACUCUAAUACAUUUCUUGUUUUUGAUCAAACCUGAUGUUGCAGAUGAUCACGCAUAUUUUAACAUCUGACAAAGACAUCCUGUCAGAUCCUGGAUUGUUUUGUUUUGGGGUCUGAUUUUAGUUUCAAUAUUCUGUGUUCCUUAGUCUCUUUGUUUAAUUAGUUU
This is a messenger RNA of Xiphophorus maculatus (southern platyfish), 1617 nucleotides long. RefSeq names its product transmembrane protein 233 (gene tmem233). NCBI's taxonomy places the organism in Eukaryota, Metazoa, Chordata, Actinopteri, Cyprinodontiformes, Poeciliidae. The transcript has 3 exons. The record is from RefSeq and is a predicted model, not a curated record. The coding region runs from base 281 to 613 and encodes 110 amino acids. Gene Ontology annotation, cellular component: membrane.